AUGGGGCUCAACAGGCAGGCAUGUACGCUAGAAUGUGAAGGAAAGCUGCCUUCUGCCAAAGCCUGGGAGACCUGCAAGGAGCUCCUGCAACUGGCCAAGCUGGAUCUUUCUGAGGAUGGCAACGUUGCUCCAGGAGACAAGAAAGAGCUGGAUGAGAACCAUUUGCUUGCGAAGAAGUACGGCGGCUUCAUGAAAAGAUACGGGGGGUUCAUGAAGAAAAUGGAUGAGCUCUAUCGGGUAGAACCGGAGGAGGAAGCUAACGGAGGAGAAAUCCUGGCGAAGAGGUAUGGAGGGUUUAUGAAGAAAGACUCAGAUGACGAUGCCCUUGUUAAUUCCUCUGAUCUGCUGAAGGAGCUUCUAGGAACAGGGGAUAACCCUGAAGCAGGGCAUUACCGAGAGAUAAAUGAAAAUGACGGGGACAUCAGCAAAAGAUAUGGAGGCUUCAUGAGAAGCGUAAAGCGCAGCCCCGAAUUGGAAGAUGAAGCCAAAGAGCUGCAAAAGAGAUAUGGCGGUUUCAUGAGAAGAGUGGGCAGGCCAGAAUGGUGGCUGGAUUACCAGAAACGAUACGGUGGGUUUCUUAAGCGCUUUGCCGACUCCAUUCUCCCUUCAGAAGAAGAUGGGGAAACUUAUUCCAAAGAGGUCCCAGAGAUGGAAAAGAGAUAUGGUGGAUUUAUGAGAUUUUAAUACCUUUCCCUUUAUCCCUUUUGUCCUAAAUGAGAAAGACUGCCUUAUUGGUCAUAACUUAUUGUAACGUGUUGCUUGUACUGUACAGUUUUUUACUGUCUUUGGUUAAUGAUGCAACCUGCGAUUUGUUGUUUCAAGUUCUGUGUUCUUUCAACUCAAAUAACUAAUUUCUGUUUUAGUCAAGUUUCAGUCUGUUGUAGUUUCCAUGCUAAAACUAUUUUGAUUACUGUAUUCAUUUUCUUUGAAGAGGAAGUACAUCUACAGUAGAGUUGCUUAACUGUAUAUACAAUAAAUUCUUCAUCCUAACUGCAUAAA
This is a messenger RNA of Phaethon lepturus (White-tailed tropicbird), 999 nucleotides long. It is a transcript of the gene PENK, whose product is annotated as proenkephalin. The transcript is spliced from 2 exons. The record is from RefSeq and is a predicted model, not a curated record. Gene Ontology annotation, biological process: chemical synaptic transmission; sensory perception; neuropeptide signaling pathway. Lineage: Eukaryota; Metazoa; Chordata; Aves; Phaethontiformes; Phaethontidae. Gene Ontology annotation, cellular component: dendrite; plasma membrane; neuronal cell body. Bases 1 to 684 code for a protein of 227 amino acids. Gene Ontology annotation, molecular function: opioid receptor binding.